UUCUCUGCCUCUUCCGCAUCGACGUGCUCUCCUCUCCUUUAUGUCUCUGUCUUUCAGUCCUAAUUUCUCUCCUUCCUUUCCCCCACCUUCUCCCAAACUUGAUUUUCAAAAUCAAAGAUUUUUUGUUGUUGUCGUUUUCCUUGAUGUAGUCAAAAUUCCAAUACCAACCUUUUUCGGCGAGGGGUAAAGGAUAGGCGCCCCCACAAUGCCUUUUCUUUGACAUUUCUCCCCAGUUGAUUCCAUUUCGGUUCUCCAUUUUCAAAUGGGAGGUAGGUUUUAGUUAGAACAGUCCUAGCUAAGCUCAACAAGUGGAACAACUAGAGGAAGAAAACCAAGACAAAGAAGAGGAAUCAUCUCAGUCCAAGAGCACUGUGUUAGUUUCUGCAUUUUCCUCGUAAGCUCGGUUUUUCAUCUCUGCUUGAAGUUCAAACAAUUUGGUCAUUGGAAUUGAAAGAGGAGGGGUCUUCUUCCAGUUUUGUAUAUCCAUGGGGAAGAUCACAACUUCAACCCAGCCCAUCGCUCGGGAGGCUUCCAAUUAUGACGAGGUUUUCAUGCACCAGAGCUUGCUCUUUGAUGAUUGUCUCAAGGAUUUGAAGAAUCUGAGAACACAAUUAUACUCUGCAGCCGAGUAUUUUGAACUCUCAUACACCAAUGAUGACCAAAAACAGAUCGUGGUAGAGACAUUGAAGGAUUAUGCCAUAAAAGCUCUUGUAAAUACAGUGGACCAUAUAGGUUCUGUGACCUAUAAGGUGAACGACUUGUUAGAUGAGAAAAUUGUUGAAGUCUCUGAAGCUGAGCUACGCGCAUCUUGUAUUCAACAGAGAAUAAGAACAUGCCAAGAUUUUAUGGAUCAUGAGGGACGGACCCAACAGUCACUGGUGAUAAAUACUCCUAAAUAUCACAAGCGAUACAUUCUGCCAGUUGGGGAGACCAUCCAUGGUGCCAACAGAAAAAGAUCAAAAUACAUAGGAUGCAAUCUAGAUGAUGAAGAUGACUGGCAUCACUUUAGGAAUGCUGUUCGAGCUACAAUCAGAGAGACCCCACCUUCUACAGUGAGCAAAGGAAGAUCCCCAUCACCUUUACAACCUCAAAAGUCAGGAGCUUUUUCAUUCACUUCUAGCACGCCCAAGAAAGAUUUAGAUAAGAGGGCAACAUCACCGUACCGAUUUCCACUUUUGCGAACUGGAUCUCUGUCAAGUAGGCCUACAACACCAAAGUCUAGUAGCAGACCCACAACUCCAAACUCAAGUAGACCAACCACACCAAAUCCUCCUGUAAGACCAAGGUACCCUUCUGAGCCUCGCAAAUCAUAUUCAAUGCGACUCACUGCUGAGAGGGAGAACGGGAAGGAUGUUGAGCAAAUUCCCAGUAAAAGUAAAAGACUCCUAAAGGCCUUACUCAGCAGGCGUAAGUCAAAGAAGGAUGAUAUGCUCUACUCAUACUUGGACGAGUACUGAUUGGCGUCGAGCUAGUUGAAAUUAAGAGACCCAAGAACAUGAGGGUAGAAACAACUGGAGUUUUGCUUGCCAUUUUUUUAACCAUUUUGGGUUGAUUGUUUCUCGUGUCCUUCAAAUGAACAUAUAUGCCAUAAAUUUUCUUUUUUUUCUUUCCUUUUCUUUUUUAUUGGUUUCCUUUUGUUUUAAAUGUUAGCUAUGAGAGGGAUUCUUCAUGAUCUAAUGAGAUUCCCAUAGCCAUUUUGUGUGGCGUUUCAAUGUAAUACGAUCUUUGUGUUACAAUGGAUUGCAUUCUCACGAGUUGUAAAUUCGGCUUUUCUCUCCA
Molecule: messenger RNA, 1779 nt
Organism: Neltuma alba
Lineage: Eukaryota; Viridiplantae; Streptophyta; Magnoliopsida; Fabales; Fabaceae
Product: protein ABIL2-like
Exons: 10
Coding region: 486-1457 (323 amino acids)
Source: RefSeq, a predicted model, not a curated record